CGACCCGUACACAGAUCACGUGAUUAGAACCACCAGGGCUACAACAGCUCGCUUGCUAGUUCUGGGGAAUUGAUUGUUGUUCGGGAAGCUUCUGCAACAUAAUUGUGACUUUAUUAGCAACUAUAUCCGUUUAUAGCAAUGGCGUAUCAGCUCUACAGAAACACGACGCUGGGCAACAGUCUCCAGGAGAGCCUGGACGAGCUCAUCCAGACACAGCAAAUAACCCCCCAACUAGCACUACAGGUGCUGCUCCAGUUCGAUAAAGCCAUCAAUACAGCACUGGCCAACCGGGUACGGAACAGGGUCAACUUCCGAGGCUCACUAAACACCUACAGAUUCUGCGACAACGUGUGGACAUUUGUUUUGAACGACGUGGAGUUCAGGGAAGUCACUGACCUGGUCAAGGUGGAUAAAGUCAAAAUUGUCGCUUGCGAUGGAAAGAGCGGCCCAGAAGCGAGCUAAGCAGAUGACGACAGCGCUGCUACGGAAUAAGUCAGUAAACAUUACACUGGGUCAAAUGCAGAGUGAAGAACAUCUGUUGACAAGAUGGAAAAUGGGGGCACAGGACAAAGCCUUAACCACAGUCAAGACUGUAUAUAUAAUUUAUCACAGAAAUGUUCUGUAAAGAAGAGUUGAAACAAACCUUGUACAUAUAUGACCUUGAAUCUGUAGGACCAGUGAGUGAACGGACCAGUCUAGCCAUAGUAGUUGCAUGAUUCUUACUUUUUCUUUUUUUCAUCAGGCAAUCGCCACAUUUUGAGUGGUAUUGUUGAGCUGAGUCAUCUUUAAUAAACCUAUAUUUGAAAUGAA
This is a messenger RNA of Gadus macrocephalus (Pacific cod), 810 nucleotides long. RefSeq names its product general transcription factor IIA, 2 (gene gtf2a2). NCBI's taxonomy places the organism in Eukaryota, Metazoa, Chordata, Actinopteri, Gadiformes, Gadidae. Gene Ontology annotation, biological process: transcription initiation at RNA polymerase II promoter; RNA polymerase II preinitiation complex assembly. Gene Ontology annotation, cellular component: transcription factor TFIIA complex. The transcript is spliced from 5 exons. The coding region runs from base 139 to 462 and encodes 107 amino acids. Gene Ontology annotation, molecular function: RNA polymerase II general transcription initiation factor activity; TBP-class protein binding. The record is from RefSeq and is a predicted model, not a curated record.